Pteronotus mesoamericanus is the source of this 582-nucleotide messenger RNA. Its product is annotated as lysozyme C, milk isozyme-like. The transcript is spliced from 5 exons. NCBI's taxonomy places the organism in Eukaryota, Metazoa, Chordata, Mammalia, Chiroptera, Mormoopidae. The coding region runs from base 1 to 582 and encodes 193 amino acids. Gene Ontology annotation, molecular function: lysozyme activity. The record is from RefSeq and is a predicted model, not a curated record.
AUGGAAGCUGCCAUGGCCAUGGAGAAGAAUCUGACCCAGCCCCUCUUGGAACUGCAAGUCCUGAGCUCUGCCCGCACAGUCCUUCAUCUCUGUGACUUCCUGGAUGAGGAAGUGAAACUCAUCAAGAUGGGUGACCAUCUGACUAACCUCUGCACACUUGCCAGCCCCCAGGCUGGGUUAGCUUAUAAUGCCAAAAUCUUCUCCAAGUGUGAACUGGCCCGCAAGUUGAAGGCCCAUGGAAUGGAUGGCUUCCAUGGCUACAGCCUGGCAAACUGGGUCUGCAUGGCUGAGCAUGAGAGUAACUUCAACACCCUGGCCUUUAAUGGAAAUAAUGACAAUGGCAGUAGUGAUUAUGGGCUCUUCCAGCUGAACAACAAGUGGUGGUGCAAAGACAAAAAGUAUCCCUCAGCAAAUGCCUGCAAGAAAAUGUGCAACAAAUUUCUGGAUGAUAUCAUCGAUGAUGACAUUGCCUGUGUCAAGAGGGUUGUGCAAGAUCCUAAAGGGAUGUCUGCUUGGGUGGCCUGGGUAAAUCACUGUAAAAACAAGGAUUUGUCCAAAUACCUGGCCAGCUGUGACCUGUGA